AUGACAGACAUACUUAAAUUUGAAUACAGAGCUGUUUUAGUUCGGAUUGCUCGCGAUCUGGACGAAGAACAGCAUAAACAACUCUUCUUCCUCUGCAAGGAACAAGUUCCAAGACGAGGUUUAGACGUUUGGACACUUCUCACUUCACUGGAAGACUCGGCGAAGAUAUCGUGGAUCGAUGUUUCCCUCCUGAAGAAAUGUUUGCACGUUAUUGGAAGGGAAGAUCUCGUUGUCCUCCUGACCGAGUUUGAAAUGAAACGAGACCUGUCCAUUCUUAUGAAUUUCUACGUCAGGGAGAGGAAUGGCCUACACCUCUUCUACCGGUCGACUGCGACUGAAGCGGCUAUCCACCUUGUGCGGCUAAUGGAAAGGUAUCCAGGCAGAGAAGAUCUGAGAGGAAUGAUGAGAGGCUCAGACAAGAAAGCGAAAGAUCUUUGGCUGCAAUUCAUGUCUGCAACUCCUCGGACCUCGAGAAUGACGUGGGGCAAAUUUUCCAUGCUGGUUGCGAUUGCCGGAGAAAUAAUAGCCAAGACAUCAUCGAAUCAUUGUGCAGGAAGUUCAGAUGAAGCCAUCAUGGAUAUGUGCGUAAUUUUGGCGGAUGAGCUUUGUACUAUUAUGGUUCAGCUUGGAUGUUGGGUAACUGAAAUUAACUUAGUACAAGACUAUUUUUAAAGCUAAAUCCAUUGAUUAAUAUUUGUCUAUUGGUUAUAAUUGUUGUAAUCAAAAUCGAUGCAGCCGAUGUAGAUCUCGAAAGUGAAAGUGAAGUUUAUUCAAAAAUUAUUUUGAAAAUCAUUCUACCAUAGACUUCACAACUGAUACUUGGCUUAUCGAUUGUUUUACUUAUAGGCAGUUUUUAAAUCAUAAACUGAGUUUCACGCUAUUCAUAUCAAUAAUUCGGAUUUCGAUAGAAAGUAUUACACCUUGUCUGUGUAGGAAUAGACAAUCGUUCUAGUAAUCUGCUUUACUAAUUAGGUAUCAUCUUAACUUUUCACCGACCAUCGUUAAAUUUCAAACUGAUCUUGACGUAGAGUGAACGAGACUUAACUUAUUGGCAAAAAGAUGACCUAAUCGCGAGUAAUUCGGCGCUGGUUAGAAAAUUGCCUUUCUUCACAAUAAUGGCGUGCCGGCGUUAGUCAUAAGGAAUUCGAUAGUCAAUAAUGAUGUGUCACAACACAUCACAUCAACUUGCGAUUUGAUUCUCACCCGUGUACUUCCCCUCAAAAUGAUAGCUUCAGUAAGACUGGCGAUAGAAAGCCAAACCAGUAUUCUUUACAAUGUGCUUGCAAACUUUCAAUUUGAUAAAAAUUUACAUGCCGACCAGACCAUGAUAACUAAUAUUAAUCUGCAUUCGGUUUAUAUACAAAUUUAAAGCUACCGGUCCACUGAAUUCGACUCCCGUAUUUAUUUGAUGAAUCUACAGAGUCGAAUCUUUGUCGUCGAUCCGAUCGGGGCAUGAGUUUGAGUUUCAAAUAGGAAAAGAGAAUCAUUUCGUGUUAUAUUUUCCCCCUGUAAGUUCAAUGAAAUUUGCAUUUAGUGUUAUUCCAUUCUUAUAUGUUGCAGCACGAUCAUAAUGUUUCUAUAUUUAAUUCACACCUUCUGCCCAAAUGCCUGCUUUAAUUUCUUGCCUCUUCUCUUCCCAAUCGCUUCCCUCACUGCCUCCAUCAGUUUAUUUUAUUGCGAGUUCGUCAGGUAACUUGCCUUCUUGUAAGCUUACUUGUGUGCUAUAAGGAAAGGUCUUCAGUUCCUUAUUUACAAACAUCUGAACAGCCUUGUUUACCCGCGGAAUAAGUUCAGCUCAAGCCCCGUCGUCAAUUCUUUGAUUACUGUUGAGGAAUUUGAUACCAAAUGAUAAUUUGAACAUCCGUAUAUAUCAAUGUAUUCUUUUGAUGAGGUAUUUUUGUCCCGCAAAUGCUGUAGGUGAUGUUGACCUGUGCAUGGGGAGUGUUGCAUCUCACAUAAACUUACCUUGUCGUUGUUGAUUUUUCUUUUCACCACAUUUUUAGGAAAAAUUUUGCACUGAUGUUAAGAAAAGAGCCCAGCGGAUUUGCGGACAGGAUGUCAAUGGCAGCCCCUCUUUUGCAGGCUUUAGAAAGCAAAUAGCCGACGCCAUUCAUGAGUUGGAGAACAGCAUCUUUUCCUAA
Molecule: messenger RNA, 2141 nt
Organism: Pocillopora meandrina
Lineage: Eukaryota; Metazoa; Cnidaria; Anthozoa; Scleractinia; Pocilloporidae
Source: the annotation of a GenBank genome assembly